CGACUGAGCCGGGGGUAACAAUUCCGCAUUUUGAAACCAAAACCUCCCGAACCCAGACACCUUUCCGAUAAACCCCGUUGUUGUGGUAUCAUUCCCAAAUUCCUCUUACACUCUCAGUCUCAUCUACACUGCAAAAUCUCCAUGAAAACUUGACCUUUUUUAUCUCUAACUUUCUCUCCCAAUUCCUCCAUUUUGCACAAAACUUUUCAAUUCCCUUAUGUUCCCAUCAUGUCCUUCUUCUUCAAACUCCAUUGUUACUCCCCUUCAAUCAAUCCCACAUUACACUUCAUUCCCACUCUUAACUCACCACCCCCAUAAAAGAAAAUUCUUAACAUCCUCCACCAAAUUUGCAGUAAAAAAAUCAUACCCAUGUAGCUCUAUCCUCUUUUUUAGGAGAAAUUCAGUUGGGGUUUGCUUCUCUAGUAAUUUCGAAGAUUCCCAAGUGUUUAAUUCUAGUAUUGUUUCGAAUAGUUUUGAUCGAAAAGAUGGUUUUUUUAGCUGUAUAUCGAAGUCAAUUGCGUUUACAUUGUUUUUGAUUGUAAUUGGGAUGUGUCCAAUUGGUGGGAAUCAACAUCCUGCUAUUGCCUUGCCUGUAAUUAGUGAUUUGUUAUGGAGAAGGAAGGGGAAAAUUGUGAAAGAAGAGCCCACAUUGGUGUCGUGGAGCGAGCACGAGUAUUCGGGGCAUACACAGAGGUUGUUAGAGAGUGUUUCAGGAGUGUUGAAGGUGAUGAAGGAAGUUAGGGAUGGGGAGAGUGGUAUUAAGGAUUUAGAGGUUGCUUUGAAGGAGGUUAAGUUGAAGAAAUAUGAGAUACAAAGUGAGAUAAUGAGUAGGCUUUUUGCUGAAGUGAGGAAGUUUGGGAAGAAGAAGGAGAAGUUGAUUGAGAGAGCAGAUAAAGUACUUAUUGCUGUAUUGAAUGCGAAAAGGGAGCAGGACAAGCUGUUGAUUAGCCUGAGAGUUACUCGUGGCGAUGAUCCUGAGGAUGAGAAUGUUAGAGAAAGGAUUGGUAGGUCAGUGGAGAGGUUGGAUAAUGGUGAGAAGGAAUACAAUGAGCUGCAGGAGAAGCUUGAGGAGAUUGAGGAGCAGAAGUCGAGGAUGGAGACCAUGGUGUUUAGUAUUGGUGUGAGGGAGCUUUCGUUUAUCGAGAAGGAAUGCGAGCUCUUGGUCCAGAGGUUUAUUCUAGAGAUUAGGCAUAAUGCAAGUCCAGGCGAAACUUCUUCUGUAGCACAUUCUAGGAAUGAUAUACAGAAAGGCUUAGAAGCUGCUCAAAGAGAACACUUGAAACAGAUGGUGUUGCCUGGGGUGGUGGAGUUUGAUGAUGCUCUUGGGCCUCUCUUUGAUAGGGAGCAAAUGAACUUUGCACUACGAGUAAAGCAAACCCUUAAAGAAUCAAAAAAUCUGCAAAGAGAAUUGGAGGCUCGUAUCCGCAAAGAUAUGAAGAAACAUGGGGAGGAGAUGCGUAUUAUUCAGAAUACACCGGAGGGCGAGAUUUUGAAAGGUUUUCCAGAAGUUGAAUGGAAAUGGUUGUUUGGUAAUAAAGAGGUUGUGGUCCCUAAGGCUGUAAGCAUUCACUUACAUCAUGGAUGGAAGAGAUGGCGAGAAGAUGCAAAAGCAAAGUUAAAAAAAAGUGUGUUGGACGAUGUCGAUCUUGGUAAACAAUAUGUGUCUAAGAUACAGGAGCGCAUUAUAAUGGAUCGCGACAGAGUGGUUUCCAAGACAUUUUACAACGAGGAGAAAAAACGGUGGGAAAUGGACCCCAUUGCAGUUCCAGGUGCAGUCUCCAAGAACCUUGUGCAGUAUGCUCAAAUAAGGCAUGAUUGGGGGGCCAUGUACAUUGGAUUGAAGGGCGAGGAUAAGGAAUUUUAUGUUAACUUGCAGGAAUAUGAACUUCUGUUUGAAGAUUUUGGAGGGUUUGAUGAAUUGUAUAUCAAAAUGCUAGCAUCUGGUGUUCCAACUGCUGUACACCUUAUGUGGAUUCCAUUGUCAGAGUUAAAUAUCUAUGAGCAAUUUCUUUUGGUAGCAAGAUUUACUUAUCUAAGCUUUGAUUCCAUAUGGAACAACCCAAUCGUCUCUCAUGGUAGAAAGUUAAUGUGGGAGGAAAUAGUAAACACCAAUGAUGACAUAAUGACGGUUUUUGUGUUUCCAAUCAUGGAGUUUAUAAUACCUUAUCCGGUGAAAAUAAGGCUUGGAAUGGCCUGGCCCGAGGAAAUAGAUCAGAGUGUUGGCUCAACAUGGUACUUGGAAUGGCAAUCUAUGGCGGAUAUUAGUUUUAGAUCGAGGAAAUUAGGAACUCUCCGGUGGUACUUUUUGUUUAUCGUCAAAAGUGUCAUAUAUGGAUAUGUAUUGUAUCACACGUUUCGAUUUAUGAGGAGAAAGAUCCCUGGGUUACUUGGCUAUGGGCCUUACCGCCGAGAUCCAAAUUUUCGGAAGCUUCGGAAAUUGGUAUGGUAUAAUAGAUAUAAGAGGCAGAUAAUUUUAAGUAAGAAGAGAGCUGGGGUGGAUCCAAUUAAAACUGUGUUUGAUAAUAUGAAGAGAGUGAAAAAUCCACCAAUACCAUUAAGCGAAUUUUCAAGUGUCGAGUCUAUGAGGGAGGAGAUUAAUGAAGUUGUGGCAUUUUUACAAAAUCCAAGUGCAUUUCAGAAGCUGGGAGCUCGUGCACCUCGGGGUGUUCUUAUUGUUGGUGAGAGAGGGACUGGGAAAACCUCCCUUGCAUUGGCUAUUGCUGCAGAAGCCAGGGUGCCUCUUGUUGAGGUCAAAGCACAGCAGUUGGAAGCUAGACUCUGGGUUGGGCAAGGUGCUUCCAAUCUCAGAGAAUUGUUUCAGACAGCACGAGACUUGGCACCUGUGAUCAUAUUUGUGGAGGAUUUUGACCUGUUCGCUGGUGUCCGUGGCAAAUUCAUCCAUACAAAAAAGCAGGAUCAUGAGGCUUUUAUCAAUCAAAUGCUUGUGGAGCUUGACGGGUUUGAGAAGCAAGAUGGAGUCGUUUUGAUGGCUACUACAAGAAAUCUGAAUCAAGUUGACCAAGCUUUACGCCGUCCUGGUCGGAUGGAUAGAAUCUUUAAUCUUCAGCGUCCAACUCAAGCAGAAAGAGAGAAGCUGUUGCGCACUGCUGCUAAAGGAUCUAUGGAUCCUGAAGUUGUGGAUUUUGUGGAUUGGAGAAAGGUGGCUGAGAAAACAGCUCUUCUACGCCCUAGUGAGCUGAAACUUGUCCCCAUGGCUUUGGAAGGUAGUGCUUUCAGAAGCAAGUUUCUUGACAAAGAUGAGCUGAUGAGCUACUGUAGCUGGUUUGCGACUUUCGGUGUUUUUAUCCCUAACUGGCUGAGGAAAACAAAAGCUGCAAGAAAGAUAAGCAGUGUGGUCGUGAACCAUUUGGGACUGGCAUUGACAAGAGCAGAUAUGCAGAAUGUCGUUAAUCAAAUGGAACCAUAUGGUCAGAUUAGCAAUGGAAUUGAAAUGUAUACUCCUCCAAUUGAUUGGACAAGGGAGACAAAGUUUCCGCAUGCUGUAUGGGCUGCUGGUCGUGGUCUCAUUGCGCUUCUUUUGCCGAACUUUGAUGAUGUUGAUAAUAUAUGGCUUGAGCCCCGUGCGUGGGAGGGAAUUGGAUGUACCAAAAUCACUAAAUCUAAAAAUGGAGGCUCUAUGAACGAAAAUGUAGAAACUCUAUCAUAUCUGGAGAAAAAGCUUGUCUUUUGCUUUGGAUCACAUGUUGCGUCACAAUUGCUACUUCCGUUUGGGGAUGAAAAUAUGCUGUCUGCUUCAGAACUGAAGCAGGCACAGGAGAUAGCUACUAGAAUGGUUAUCCAGUAUGGAUGGGGACCUGACAACAGUCCUACAGUUUACCACCAUGGAGAUGCGGAUACCGCUUUAAGCAUGGGAAACAAGUACGAAUACGAAAUGGCUGCUAAAGUUGAGAAGAUGUACUAUUUGGCAUAUGAUAAAGCUAAAGAUAUGCUGCAGAAAAAUCAAUUGGCACUGGAAAAGAUUGUUGAUGAAUUGCUUGAGUUUGAAAUUUUGACAGGAAAGGAUUUGGACAGAAUUAUUGAAAGCAAUGGCGUAAUUCGAGAGAAAGAGCCUUUUUCCCUGUUGAGGGUUUAUGAUCAUGAGCCCUUGUCUGUCAGGUAUCUAGAUGAUGAUGGCAGUGCAUCAGAAACUGCUCUUCUAGGUGCAGCAACUUAGGAGACUGUUGUCAGUGUUGCAGUUGACUACUUCGCGACACAGCUAAAAGUCUCUCUUUCAUCAGAGGAUGAUGCUUCAAAUGGGGAGUGAGUGAAAAUUGCUGGACUUCUCAGUGCAUUAAUUUAUACAGCAUAAUUUGCUACGCGUCAGAGAUCAUUGUACAUAUACAUAGCUUCAAAAUCAAUAGUGUCAGUUUUUCUUUGUUUUUUUCUCCCAAUCAUCGUGUACAAAAAUUGGCCCAAGUUAAGUUGAGCUCAGAAUUUUGUAAGCAAUUCAGCCUCAUACACUAUGAAAUUUUUUGAUCUUGAAAGCAGAAAGGUAAGAUGCCGUCAAAGAUA
This is a messenger RNA of Beta vulgaris subsp. vulgaris (sugar beet), 4512 nucleotides long. Its product is annotated as probable inactive ATP-dependent zinc metalloprotease FTSHI 5, chloroplastic. Gene Ontology annotation, cellular component: chloroplast thylakoid. Gene Ontology annotation, biological process: proteolysis. Gene Ontology annotation, molecular function: ATP-dependent peptidase activity; ATP binding; metalloendopeptidase activity. The transcript has 19 exons. NCBI's taxonomy places the organism in Eukaryota, Viridiplantae, Streptophyta, Magnoliopsida, Caryophyllales, Amaranthaceae. The record is from RefSeq and is a predicted model, not a curated record. Bases 218 to 4174 code for a protein of 1318 amino acids.